AUGCAGAUUGAGAAGUUAAAAUCUACGUAUCGAGGGCAAAAGAGAAGACAUAUGAAGCUAUUAUAUUGGCGGUCCCACGGGAAGAAAUUGCGUAUAGACCGUCGCCGCGAUGAAAAGUCUGGAGAUGAAUCCGUGCAAUCGAGACGAGAAUCGUCACCUUUGCCUACCAAAGGAUCACUGCCACAAUCAUCAGCCAUAGAUCGAAACCCGAUUUUGACGAGACCCGAGCCAAGUAGAGUUUCCAUUGAGACUUCAGCUCUAUCUGGGGCUCUGGCAUCGGAUCUAGGCUCUCAAUUCACUAUACCGACAGCAGAAGCCAAGAUACCGUCUCCAAGACGCGCUGGAGCGUCAACUGUCCUCGAAAGCACAGCAAAAUUUCCCAGCCCUCCACAGUUCGAAGAUGGAGAAGUUCAGAAGCCCUGUCCUCUCUGCCAAAAAAGAACUUCCUCAAAGCUAACUAUACUGAUAACGUAUGGUGGAGAUUUGUUACCUUUUGUGUGCAUUUCGAGUUCAUGUUUGCAAUCUCCAACCUUUGCUAGCCGAUCUGACUGGAAAGCCCACACUGAGCGAGAGCAUGGCGUCUUUUGGCGACAAGGCCCAUCCACCCCGAUUGGCAAUGAUAAUCAGUCCCUCAACCCUAAUUUCCAAGAUUCAUUCGAUGUUGGCCGAUCCGCGGAUAUCUGUCCCCUCUGUUGCUUGCCACUUGACAAAUCUCGACCUAAGUUAAAGAGCAUUGCUGUACUCUCAGUAUCGUCCGGGUCACAGAACUUGGAUGAAGUGCUGGUAACUUCGCCACCGGGGUCCAAGAAAGACUUUGAGGGUACCAAAGAGGGCGCUAAAACAGUACGAUUCGACGUUCCAAAAUCUGGAUCUGAAGAGGAACCACCAAGAGAUCCAACGGCCCGAAGUGUGGCUGACUUAGAGACGAGGAUUGUUGCUCCUAUGAAGACCCCUGUGAUGGACUCUACGAUGAGUCUUAUGAUGGAUCACAUCGCCGACCAUCUACAAUUCCUAGCCUUGCUUACACUGCGAUUGUCAGUAGAAAAGCUCGCGGAUGGCGACUUGCAUGCCUUCUCUAGCUCGCAGUCAUUCAGCAGCGACGAAGACUCUGAAAAAAGGAGCACUCUGGACGACGAAAUGGGAACCGAUGAGGGUUAUGAAGUCCCGGAAAUAGAUGAGGAUGCAUCCUUCGACACAAUUGUCUUAGAAGAAAAAUCGCCGGACCUAGCAUCAUCAAAGAACGAAUAA
Messenger RNA from Trichoderma harzianum CBS 226.95, 1248 nucleotides. RefSeq lists its product as hypothetical. The transcript is spliced from 2 exons. Lineage: Eukaryota; Fungi; Ascomycota; Sordariomycetes; Hypocreales; Hypocreaceae. The record is from RefSeq and is a predicted model, not a curated record. The coding region runs from base 1 to 1248 and encodes 415 amino acids.